UAGUUAACUCAGAGUUAUUCUCAGUCAGAAAGUAACCAGGUGAUUGCAGGUGUGAUAUACUUAGAAUUCCGUUUGUUCUUUCAAAACUAUUUUAUAAAGUUUCAAACGAACUGAUACAUAUUUACCAAAUCAUGGGUGCUCAGGGACUUGCAGCAAUUUUCUUAAUCAGCAUAAUUGUAUUUGUAAAUGCUGGUGAUAUGAUGAGAAAAAGUAUUGUGUUUGAUAAAAAUACACCAGAUGUAUUUUAUUGUCCUCAACACAAACCCACGGGUUUUGAAAAAAUGAUUGUUAAAGCUAAACCAUUGUCAAAACUCUGUCAAUUUGAAGGUGGGCCUAUUCCUGAAGAUUACAAGAGCGAUUGUUACAAUGACGUUGAUGAAACUGAAUAUGCUUGUAAAGAAAAGUACAGAAUAAUGAAACGAAUGAAAAAAUUGGAAACAGACAGCGAGCCGUUCGACAACGAGUACACCGACAAAUAGAUGAAUAUUCAUGAUGCUAUAUAUGACGCUAUUCAUCGUCAUCUAUGCGGGAUAACACGAUACAUUAUACACUAAGCUAAUGGGCAAUACCAUCCAAGCUAAUAAUAAUAAUAAUAAUUAUAAUAAUAAUAUACGACGCUAUCAAUUAUUACUAUUAUUUA
Molecule: messenger RNA, 640 nt
Organism: Cotesia glomerata
Lineage: Eukaryota; Metazoa; Arthropoda; Insecta; Hymenoptera; Braconidae
Exons: 4
Coding region: 132-479 (115 amino acids)
Source: RefSeq, a predicted model, not a curated record